GCUUCCGGCUCGCCUCGGAGCCAUGGCGACCGUGGGGGGAUUGAGGUACCUAGUGCCAUCAGGCAGAUGGCGCCGCGGCCUUCGAGUAGCCCCCCAGUCCCGGGCGCUCGCCUCCCUCGUGCCCGGCGUGACCCAAGUAGACAACAAGUCCGAUUUUCUGGAGAAGAGGCCGCAUCGCCAGCACCCUGGCAUCCUGCAGCUACCGCACGUGCGGCUGCCGCGGGCACUCGCUGACGCUGCGCAGUUACUGCUGCUCGAGAGCGCCGUGCCCAGUGUGGAGAAACAGGUGCAAGCACUGACCAAUUAUCUCUGGAGCCGACAUUUACCUGCAGAGCCAGAGGAGUUGCAAAGACGGGCUGUGCACCUUGAGAAAAAAUUCUUGGAAAACUCGGACUUACCUCAGACAGAGGAGAAACUUCGUGGAGCAGUUUUCCAUGCCCUGCGCAAAACUACCUACCAUUGGCAAGAACUGAGAUACAAUGAGGGACUGAGCCUGGUAUAUAUGGCAGCAAGACUGGAUGGUGGCUUUGCAGCAGUCUCCAGGGCAUUCCAUGAGAUUCGGGCUCGAAUUCCAGAGUUCCAGCCACAAACCUUGAUGGACUUUGGCUCAGGUACUGGUUCUGUCACCUGGGCUGCUUACAGUACUUGGGGCCAGAGCCUACGUGAAUAUAUGUGUGUGGACAGCUCAGCCGCAAUGUUGAAUUUGGCAGAAAAGCUACUGAAAGGUGGUUCAGAAUCUGGGGAGCCUUAUGUUCCAGGUGUCUUUUUCAGACAGUUUCUACCUGUAUCACCAAAGGUACAAUUUGAUAUGGUCGUGUCAGCCUUUUCCCUAAGUGAACUGCCCAGCAAGGCUGACCGCGCUGAGGUAGUUCAAACCUUAUGGCGCAAGACACUUCAUUUUCUGGUAUUGGUGGAGAAUGGAACAAAAGCUGGGCACCACCUUCUUAUGGAUGCCAGGGACCUGGUCCUUAAGGGAAAAGAGAAGUCACCCUUGGACUCUCGACCUGGUUUUGUCUUUGCCCCAUGUCCCCAUGAACUUCCUUGUCCCCAAUUGACAGCCUCUAAGCCCCUGGCCUGUAGCUUCUCCCAGGCUUACCAUCCCAUCCCUUUCAAGUGGAACAAGAAACCAAAAGAGGAAAAGUUCUCUAUGGUGAUCCUUGCCCGGGGUUCUCCAGAGGAGGCUGAUCGCUGGCCCCGUAUCACCCAGCCUGUCCUUAAACGGCCUCGCCAUGUGCAUUGUCACCUGUGCUGUCCAGAUGGGCAUAUGCAGCAUGCUGUGGUCACAGCCCGCCGGCAUGGCAGGGAUUUGUAUCGUUGUUCCCGUGCCAGCUCCUGGGGAGAUCGUCUACCUGUGAUCACUCCAUCUGAGUUUCCUCCAUCCCCUUCUCAAGAUCUCCCUGAGAGUUGACAAGGAUGUGUAACAAGUAUUUUCUUCUACCAUGCCUGUCAAGGCAGAAGCUACCUGGUAUCCAGGAUGAGAGUGCUGGUACCCCCAUGUGUCUGUGUGUGUUUGAGGUUUUAGUAAUAAUAAUCAUCAUAAUAAAUUUUUAAAG
This is a messenger RNA of Cynocephalus volans (Philippine flying lemur), 1553 nucleotides long. It is a transcript of the gene METTL17, whose product is annotated as methyltransferase like 17. The transcript is spliced from 14 exons. Gene Ontology annotation, molecular function: structural constituent of ribosome; methyltransferase activity. Gene Ontology annotation, biological process: translation. Bases 23 to 1408 code for a protein of 461 amino acids. The record is from RefSeq and is a predicted model, not a curated record. Gene Ontology annotation, cellular component: mitochondrial small ribosomal subunit. NCBI's taxonomy places the organism in Eukaryota, Metazoa, Chordata, Mammalia, Dermoptera, Cynocephalidae.